CCAUUUCCAACACCAUUGACAUCCCCUUAAAUUCCACGGAACUUCACUGCAGAAGAAUCGAGAAUGUUCCGCUCGCCAGAGGCAAACGUCCCCUCCUCCAGAACCAUCCUCUCCGUGGCCGCGUCGGUCACUUUCUCGGCCCUCGCCCUCCGCCUGCUCGACAGGAUUCCCGCCGCCGCCGAGUACUGCCUCCUCUCGCGCCUCCGGGUCCUGUCCGCGAGGCUGUCGCCUCGGCUCACCGUGGUCAUCAAGGACUCCGACGGGCUCACCCCGAACCGGAUGUUUGAAGCCUCCCACCUUUACUUGGGCGCCAAGCUAUCCCCAUCCACCAAGAGGAUCGACGUGCACAAGCCGCUCCAGGAGGAGGAGCUGGUCCUCAGGAUGGACGCGGACCAGGAGCUGGUGGACUUGUUCAUGGGUGCGGAGUUGAAGUGGGUCUUGAUGUCCUCGACUCACGAGAACUUGGCAUCCGAGGGUAAAGUGUCGGGAGACCGAGGGGCGUUGAAGGCGGAAACGAAGUACUUCGAGCUCAGUUUUCACAAGAAGCACAGGGAAAUGGUGCUUAUCUACUUGCCCUGGAUUUUACGCAAGGCAAAGGAAAUUAAGGAAGGGAGGAAGACGGUGAAGCUUCAUACGGUGGAUUACAAUGGACCGGACUAUUGGGGGUCCAUCAAUCUCAAUCAUCCUGCAACUUUCGAUACCAUGGCGAUGGACCCUGAGAUGAAGGUGGCCUUGAUGGAUGACCUUGAUCAAUUUGUUGCAGGGAGGGAGUACUAUAAACGCGUGGGAAGGGCAUGGAAGCGAGGGUAUCUGUUGUAUGGGCCGCCUGGGACGGGGAAAUCGAGCCUGGUAGCCGCCAUGGCGAACUAUCUUAAGUACGACGUGUAUGAUCUGGACUUGAGUGAAGUACAGUGCAAUUCUGAUUUGAGGAGGUUGCUGAUUGGAACUGGUAACCGGUCAAUUAUAGUGAUCGAGGACAUCGAUUGCUCAAAGGAGUCCAAAACUUUAGAUGAGGAGAAGAUUACUCUAUCAGGGUUGCUCAAUUUCAUCGAUGGCCUUUGGUCGUGCUGUGGAGACGAACGCAUCAUCGUAUUCACCACAAACCACAGGGAACGCCUUGAUCCGGCGUUACUGAGACCUGGUCGCAUGGACCUGCACAUCCACAUGUCUUAUUGCUCUUUCAGCGGUUUCAAGACACUGGCAUCUAACUACCUGGGGAUUCAGGAUCAUCCACUGUUCGAAAAGGUCGAGGAGUUACUGAAGGUGGUUCAAGCGACACCUGCUGAAAUUGCAGGCGAGCUCAUGAAGACUAAGCAUCCGGAUUUCGCACUUCAAGGCCUGAUCAAGUUUCUCCAUUGCAGAACUCCAUAGGAAAUGUUGGAAAUGUCUAUUACCGAAAAAGAAAUCCAAGACAGAAUGAU
Molecule: messenger RNA, 1421 nt
Organism: Eucalyptus grandis
Lineage: Eukaryota; Viridiplantae; Streptophyta; Magnoliopsida; Myrtales; Myrtaceae
Product: AAA-ATPase At3g50940
Molecular function (GO): ATP hydrolysis activity; ATP binding
Source: RefSeq, a predicted model, not a curated record